Messenger RNA from Hemisphaericaspora subhashii, 555 nucleotides. RefSeq lists its product as uncharacterized. Bases 1 to 555 code for a protein of 184 amino acids. Lineage: Eukaryota; Fungi; Ascomycota; Pichiomycetes; Serinales; Debaryomycetaceae. The transcript has a single exon. The record is from RefSeq and is a predicted model, not a curated record.
AUGACCCAAAGCCUUUCGGAAGAAUCCGUGUUGUCAUCUACACCAAGUAGUUAUGAUUCAACCAGUGAACACCCUCUGCCAAUCAGAACACCAGCUAUUAAGGCAGCCUUGGCGGGUGCCCUUUUGCAUGCCCGAACUGGGAGUGCAUUGUCCCUAGAUUCAGUGGCAGCUAUGGAGGCUUCUGGAUUUAAUAAGAAUACGCUUGGUUUAGUUCUUGCGUGGGCUUGUACUGUUGUUUAUUGUAGUUCUAGAUGUCCACAACUUUACAAGAAUUAUAAGAGAAAGUCAGUUGAAGGAAUAUCGCCAUUAUUGUUUGCGUCUGCAUUAAUAGGAAACUUGACUUAUACUUUUUCAAUUUUAACAAGUUGUGAAGUUUUACUUGGUGAUUCUAAAGGGUUUUUGUUAAAGGAAUUACCGUAUAUUCUCGGAAGUUCUGGAACUAUUAUUUUUGAUAUGGCAUAUUUUUAUCAAAAGCAUAUUUAUAGAGAUACUGGAAGGAAUACUAUGGUGAUGAGUUUAGAGAAUUGGAGUCAAAUUGCAGUUCAUGAUGCUUAA